GUGCAGUGAUUCAGCGAGUGCGUUGGCCUUUGGCUGAGAGUUCUGUGAUUGUCCCAUAAAAUUGCCCCGAAGUGAAUGCAAUUUUCAUCCAGUUCAUCCAGCUAAUAAGUGGGAGGAUCGGAUACAGAAACAGAUACUGCUCGCAGGAAUCAAUGGCCAAGUAGAUGGCCUUUGCCCAGUGCCCAAUGCCGAGGGAUCGGUGUCGGUGUCAGUGUUGAGUGCUCGGUGGGAAAAUGUUAUGAGAAUUUUUGUCGUCGCUCGUGUCGCUGUGCGUGUGUCCGAGGAGAAGAUCACUUUAAAAAUAACAGAUUUGUUUGAUGCUAUUUAUAAAAGGCGGGCCAAGUUUUCGUUCCGUUUCGCAUUGUGAGGCUUUUGGCGUAACGUUCAGUUUUUGAAUUUUGGUUUUCGGAUUUCGUUGUCGUCUAGUACCCGUACUCGUAUGCACUUGAAAAAUCCAUCCGAAUAUCACAAAAAAAUUAAUUCGUGCGCGUGUGUUUGUUUGGGUCGCAAUGUAAACAGCCAAAAUGGCAAGCGAUCUGAUCGGCACAAAUUUCACCAGCACAUUGUCAAAUGGGAUGUCGGGGUGUGAUCAAAGCACUGUCGAAUCAUUGGCCGAUGAUCCAACAGAUUCACCAUUCGAUGCCGAUGAUUGUCUCAAGGUGCGCAAGUACUGGUGCUUUCUGCUGUCCAGCAUCUUUACAUUCCUUGCUGGUCUGCUCGUGGUGCUGCUAUGGCGAGCCUUUGCGUUCAUCUGCUGCCGCAAGGAGCCCGACCUGGGGCCCAACGACCCCAAGCAGAAGGAGCAGAAGGCCUCCCGCAACAAACAGGAGUUCGAGGGCACCUUUAUGACAGAAGCAAAAGACUGGGCUGGAGAGCUUAUCUCGGGUCAAACAACAACUGGUCGAAUUUUGGUCGUACUCGUAUUUAUACUCAGCAUUGCAUCCCUCAUUAUAUACUUUGUUGAUGCAUCUAGCGAAGAAGUCGAAAGAUGCCAAAAAUGGAGUAAUAACAUUACUCAACAGAUCGAUCUCGCAUUCAAUAUAUUUUUUAUGGUUUACUUUUUUAUACGAUUCAUAGCGGCGUCCGAUAAGCUUUGGUUUAUGUUAGAAAUGUACAGUUUUGUAGAUUAUUUUACAAUACCCCCGUCCUUCGUAUCAAUAUAUUUAGAUCGAACAUGGAUCGGUCUUCGAUUUCUUCGAGCGCUACGUCUCAUGACUGUUCCAGAUAUUUUACAAUACUUAAACGUACUAAAAACAUCGAGCUCCAUACGCUUGGCUCAACUAGUAUCAAUUUUUAUAUCCGUGUGGUUAACAGCAGCGGGCAUUAUACAUCUGCUGGAGAACUCUGGCGAUCCGCUGGAUUUUAAUAAUGCUCAUCGUUUAUCGUAUUGGACCUGUGUCUAUUUCCUAAUUGUGACCAUGUCAACGGUAGGAUAUGGUGACGUUUACUGUGAGACUGUCCUGGGAAGAACAUUUCUCGUGUUCUUUCUGCUCGUCGGCUUGGCAAUGUUUGCCAGCAGUAUACCGGAGAUAAUUGAACUCGUCGGUAGUGGCAAUAAGUAUGGCGGUGAACUGAAAAGAGAACACGGAAAGAGACAUAUUGUGGUGUGCGGUCAUAUAACGUACGAGUCCGUGUCGCAUUUCCUGAAGGACUUUCUCCACGAAGAUCGGGAGGACGUCGAUGUCGAAGUGGUCUUUCUCCAUCGUAAACCACCCGAUUUGGAACUUGAGGGUUUGUUCAAACGUCAUUUUACCACCGUGGAAUUCUUCCAAGGAACCAUUAUGAAUCCGAUUGAUCUGCAGAGGGUUAAGGUACACGAAGCCGAUGCCUGCCUGGUGCUAGCUAACAAAUAUUGCCAAGAUCCCGACGCAGAAGAUGCUGCCAACAUCAUGAGAGUAAUCUCGAUCAAAAACUACAGCGACGACAUUCGAGUCAUCAUCCAACUGAUGCAAUACCACAAUAAGGCCUAUUUGCUGAACAUACCAUCGUGGGACUGGAAACAGGGCGACGAUGUCAUUUGCUUGGCCGAGCUGAAGCUGGGCUUCAUAGCCCAGAGCUGUCUGGCUCCUGGCUUCUCGACGAUGAUGGCCAAUCUGUUUGCCAUGCGAUCGUUCAAGACGUCGCCAGACAUGCAGUCUUGGACAAAUGAUUACCUGCGCGGCACUGGCAUGGAAAUGUACACUGAAACAUUGAGUCCCACAUUUAUUGGAAUACCAUUUGCUCAGGCCACUGAACUGUGCUUCUCCAAGCUGAAGCUCCUGCUGCUCGCCAUCGAGAUCAAAGGGGCUGAGGAGGGGGCCGACAGCAAGAUUUCCAUUAACCCGCGUGGGGCCAAGAUCCAGGCCAACACGCAAGGAUUCUUUAUAGCACAAAGCGCCGACGAGGUGAAGCGUGCCUGGUUCUAUUGCAAAGCCUGUCACGAGGACAUCAAGGACGAGACGCUGAUCAAGAAAUGCAAAUGCAAAAACUUGGCCACCUUCCGGAAAGGCGUCCGAGCCGUACAAAUGGUUGGGCGUGCAAAAGACGAUGAAUACUCGUUGUCAAAUGAACACCAUCCUGCACCCACAUUUACGCCACCAGAGCUACCCAAGCGGGUGCAUGUGCGUGGAUCUGUAUCGGGUGAUAUCACACGUGACAGAGAAGAUACCAAUCUACUCAAUCGCAAUUUGCGCCGUCCGAAUGGCACUGGCAACGGCACAGGUGCCAUGCACCACAUGAACAACACUGCCGCGGCGGCGGCUGCGGCAGCCGCGGCCGGGAAACAGGUGAACAAAGUGAAGCCCACGGUGAAUGUCAGCCGGCAGGUGGAGGGCCAGGUGAUAUCGCCCUCACAGUACAACAGGCCGACGAGUCGCAGUUCCGGCACGGGUACACAGAAUCAAAACGGCGGCGUUUCAUUGCCAGCCGGCAUUGCGGACGACCAGUCGAAGGACUUUGACUUCGAGAAGACCGAAAUGAAGUACGACUCGACGGGCAUGUUCCACUGGAGUCCGGCAAAGAGCUUAGAAGACUGCAUACUGGAUCGCAACCAGGCGGCCAUGACGGUGCUGAACGGCCAUGUGGUCGUCUGCCUGUUCGCCGAUCCCGAUUCGCCGCUUAUCGGGCUGCGGAACCUGGUGAUGCCAUUGCGGGCGUCCAACUUCCACUACCACGAGCUGAAGCACGUGGUGAUCGUGGGAUCGGUGGACUACAUUCGGCGGGAGUGGAAGAUGCUGCAGAACCUGCCCAAGAUCUCGGUGCUAAACGGCUCGCCGCUGAGUCGCGCCGAUCUGCGGGCGGUUAACGUCAAUCUAUGUGAUAUGUGCUGCAUACUGUCUGCGAAAGUUCCUAGCAACGAUGACCCAACGCUGGCCGACAAGGAGGCGAUCCUCGCCUCGCUGAACAUCAAGGCCAUGACCUUCGAUGAUACGAUCGGUGUGCUAAGCCAGCGCGGACCGGAGUUCGACAACCUGAGCGCCACCGCCGGUAGCCCCAUUGUGCUCCAGCGGCGUGGCUCAGUCUAUGGCGCCAAUGUGCCCAUGAUAACAGAACUGGUCAAUGAUAGUAACGUGCAGUUUCUCGAUCAAGACGACGACGACGAUCCAGAUACAGAACUAUAUCUGACGCAGCCAUUCGCCUGCGGCACAGCCUUCGCUGUGAGUGUGUUAGACUCGCUGAUGUCCACGACCUACUUCAAUCAAAACGCCUUAACGCUGAUCCGCUCAUUGAUAACGGGCGGAGCCACGCCCGAGCUGGAACUGAUCCUGGCAGAAGGUGCUGGCCUCCGGGGAGGCUACAGCACCGUGGAGAGUCUGAGCAAUCGGGACAGGUGUCGAGUGGGACAAAUUUCACUCUACGACGGACCCCUGGCUCAGUUUGGUGAGUGCGGAAAGUACGGAGACUUGUUCGUGGCUGCCCUGAAAUCGUACGGAAUGCUGUGCAUCGGGCUAUACCGAUUUAGGGACACCAGCUCCAGCUGUGAUGCGAGCAGCAAACGUUAUGUAAUAACCAACCCACCCGAUGACUUUUCACUACUGCCAACAGAUCAGGUAUUCGUUUUAAUGCAAUUCGAUCCGGGCCUGGAGUACAAGCCGCCAGCGGUACGAGCACCCGCCGGUGGGCGAGGCACCAACACACAGGGAUCCGGGGUCGGUGGGGGCGGCUCCAACAAGGAUGAUAACUCUUGAUUGUUACUGUGUAGCGCCUUAACUGAUGGUCCUUAUUCGUACAUUUGAACGAUGGAGAAGUUAAUUAGAGGCAGAGCAUCGCAUUUAUGGCACAGCAUCCACUACCUAUUGGCAUAAGAUUAUCGCUAGCAGAUCGGCAAGAGCAAAAGAAAAAGACAUAUUUGUAUGUAAUCGAUUGUAAGGUGUACUCUGUACAAAAUGGAAAUCAAAAGCGUAAAUUAGUUAGAGAUACGAACACUGCGUGCCAGAAAGUGUGCUGCUCUGUCCUUUUAUAUGUGUGGAGGAAGGCGAAAUCCGGUGUAUUUUGUCCAUCCUAGCCAACAAUCAAGAGACAACCACUACCACAGACGAUCAGAACAGCAACCGCAACGUUAACUGCAAGUGCAACUGCAACGUCAAGGGCCAUGCCGCCUCUCUCCACAUAUAUAAAAGACCGAUUCAGAUAUGGGGGAAUCAAGACCUGUCGCCCCAAAGUCCAUCGUUCAAUUGCCAACUGAUUGCUUCCCACAUCAUUCCGUAUGCCUUUUUAGAACCUUGAAAUUAUCAUAUUCUAUAUUCUAUAUACUUAUAAUUUUAAUCUUUAUCUAUGUACAUUGGUUUAUCUUAUCUUGUUUAUCUUUCCUUGUAUAUUUUGUUUUGUAUUUUAUUCCCAAGUCCCCAAUAAAAUAUUAUGUUAUUAUUUGGA
This is a messenger RNA of Drosophila ananassae, 4851 nucleotides long. It is a transcript of the gene slo, whose product is annotated as calcium-activated potassium channel slowpoke. The record is from RefSeq and is a predicted model, not a curated record. Gene Ontology annotation, biological process: potassium ion transport; transmembrane transport. Gene Ontology annotation, molecular function: large conductance calcium-activated potassium channel activity. Gene Ontology annotation, cellular component: postsynaptic membrane. Bases 525 to 4166 code for a protein of 1213 amino acids. Lineage: Eukaryota; Metazoa; Arthropoda; Insecta; Diptera; Drosophilidae. The transcript is spliced from 25 exons.